Mangifera indica (mango) is the source of this 4631-nucleotide messenger RNA. RefSeq names its product probable ubiquitin-conjugating enzyme E2 24. The record is from RefSeq and is a predicted model, not a curated record. The transcript is spliced from 11 exons. Bases 1402 to 4164 code for a protein of 920 amino acids. NCBI's taxonomy places the organism in Eukaryota, Viridiplantae, Streptophyta, Magnoliopsida, Sapindales, Anacardiaceae.
GAAACGGACUUUUUAAGGAAUGGAAGUCUAGGUUUGAGUACAGUAUUUGACUGAUGCCGUUGGGAUAUUCUUCCCGGUAAAAAUUGUAUACAUAAGUCUGUUUCUGUUAUAUCCAGCGGUGAUGUGAAAGCACUCCACUGAACAUAGCAAGCAAUACAAAGCCAUCUGCCAAACAACAACGACAAUAGAGAGAGCAAAGUUCUGUGUACGUGUGCAAUGUUUUCAAGCUCCGUCAAUGGCUUGAUGGGUGACAUUCAGGGUGGAACUCUACCUCUCUGAAUUUCCUACCUCUUCUUUUUAAUCCUUUCCUGUCGUCGUCCUGUUUCUUGGCUGUCAAAAAAGUGCAAGAGAGUGAAAAAAAAAUCUUGGAAAUGAGAUGUUAUCACCAUCUUCUGUUCUGGGUCGACUCCCUUUGAUCAACAACUUAUGUAGUCUCUGUGGUGCUUUCUGCUACAAAUUUUUGCAGAUCUGACGAAGAUGCUUUAUGGGUUAGAGAGGUUCACUCUUUCUGAUUGAUCAUACAAGACAUGGCCAAGCUUUAUUUUAAUCAGUCUCCUUUCUCAGUGCAUCCCCUGACAGAAACUUUGGCUUCAUUUUGAGGGCAAAUCUCCUUUGGCAAUAUAAUUCGGUUAUUUACAGUAACCAAAAUCUUCAGAUUUUGGCUAUAUAAAUUUGAAACAUUCAGCUUUGUGGGGAAAAUCUUAUUUUGCAAAAUCAAUUUUAGAUUUCCUUUGAUUGGAUGACCUUCUUUGGCAGUGGUUAAGUGGGGAGAAACCGUUUUUCUUGGAAAUUCAUCAUUUGUUUGGAACUCAACCUCACUGCAAGGCAGUUCUCCUUCAGCACCCAGAGUUUCAGUCUGACCAGUGGAACAAUCCCAUCUUGCAGUUGUAGCUCUUUGAUACUUUUGCAAUUGGGAAGUCUCCUUUUGAAGUUUCAUCAAGUGAAACUUCUGUCCAUUUUGGGCAAAUCUCCUUUGGCAUUUGGAGUCCUUAUUUGACUCCAGUUAAUCCCUGCAGGGGCAAAUCUCCUUUGGCAUUAUAUCUCCAGUUUUUGGGGUCAAAUUAUCAAGUUUGAUAUAUCGGCUUAUCAAUUGGAAGAUCUAUUAUUUAAGUUCUUGGCAAACGAUUAUUACUAAUAGUCAUUGCUGAACCAUCUUUUGAAUUGAUAUCAACUAGACCCUUAUAGCAACACGCUUUGAGGACUUAAUUCGCGUCAGCAUUGGAAGAUUCAAUUCCUUCAAGAGGGUGCAAAGUUGAUGGUUAUGUGCUUUCUAUUAAGACAUUGUUUCUGGGAAAAUUCCUGCUCUAAUACUGAGUAGAGAAUAGUGAAGUAUUGGAACAGAUUCCAGAACAGAAAACAUUGAUCUGAUUUCAUCUGCACUGGUGACAGAGGCAUUUCAAUAUGGAUAGGCUAUUUAGUGACUUUGAUUGGGAGAGUUUCAGUGAGAGUGGGAGUAGCGUUGGGCAAGAGGAAUCUGAUACUUUGUAUGGUGGGCAUGCUAGUAGCAUAUUGACCAGCUUGGAGGAAAGCAUAGGGAAAAUUGAUGAAUUUCUGUCGUUCGACAGGGGAUUUAUACAUGGGGAUCUUGUGUGCUCUGUCACAGAUCCAUCUGGACAGAUGGGCAGAGUAAUUAAUGUUGACAUCCUUGUAGAUCUCGAGAACAUGCAUGGGCAUGUAAUGAAAGAAGUAAGUUCCAAAAAAAUUUUAAGGAUCCACUCCAUUUCAGCCGGGGAUUAUGUGGUCCAAGGUGCAUGGCUAGGAAGGGUGGACAAAGUGAUUGACUAUGUUACUGUCAUCUUUGACGAUGGGACAAAGUGUGCGGUCUCUGCCAUGGAUCAAGAGAAGCUCUUACCUGUUUCCACGAACAACUUUUUUGAAGAUUCACAGUUUCCAUACUAUCCUGGACAAAGAGUGCAGCUUAAAAUUUCCAAUGCUUCCAAAUCAGUUGGAUGGUUAUGUGGUACCUUGAAGGAAAAUCAUGUUGAGGGAACUGUUUCUAAGGUAGAUGCGGGUCUGGUGUAUGUGGAUUGGCUUGCUUCAGUUCUCACUGGCUGUGAUUUUAGUUUGCCUUCUCCCUCACAUAUACAGGACUCAGAAAACUUGACCUUGUUGUCAGGUUUCUCCCACGCAAACUGGCAGCUUGGCGACUGGUGUAUGCUUCCAGCUGCUGAUUGCAAAGGUAUUUUGGAACCUUUUUCUGUCAGCUCUUCUGCUUGUCAUAAUACGAAAUUUGAAAGACGGGUGAAAAGAAGAAACCUUAGUUUUACUGUGGCAGAAAUUUUUGCUAUCAUUGGGAAAAAGACCAAGGUUGAUGUGGCUUGGCAGGAUGGUAGCUGUUCUUUGGGAGUAGAGUCUACCAUGCUGCUUCCUAUUAGUGUUGUGAAUGCUCAUGAAUUUUUGCCUGAACAGUUUGUACUGGAAAAGGGCAUUUGUGAUGAUCCACAUGUUUCUAAUAGUCACAGAUGGGGGGUAGUGCAGGGUGUUGAUGCUAAGGAAAAGACUGUAAAGGUACAAUGGAAAGCUAAGGCCAUGAAUCAAGCAACUGACCCCAUUGGAGAUCAGAUGGAGGAAACUCUGAGUGCCUAUGAACUCAUUGAGCACCCAGAUUUCUCCUACUGUUAUGGGGACGUUGUGUUUAGGUUGGUCCAUAACCAGUUCACUAAUCAAGCUGAUAAUGACCAGAAAAGCACUGAAAUUGGCAUGGUUAAAGGGGCCAUUAUGGAAGGCCAAAACUAUGGUUGGGAUAAGAAUGAUUGCCCUGAUAAGGGUUACCUUUCUUGCAUUGGCAUUGUCACAGGCUUCAAAGGUGGUUCUGUGGAGGUGACAUGGGCUGCCGGCUGUACUACCAAGGUUGCACCUAAUGAGAUAUAUGGGAUUGAUAAAUAUGAAGGUUCAGCUACAACUCAUGUGCCCCCUGAAGAAACUGAUGAGGAACUGAAUCAAGAGAUACAUGACAAACAGAAAGGAAAGAAUUUGCCUAAUUUUGAUGGCGUUGGUGAAAAUUGCAAAAAGUACCCAUGUGAGUCUAGUUCCUUUUUUCUUCCUCAAGCUGCCGUUGGAUUUUUCACAAGCAUUGCAACAAGCCUGUUUGUGGUCCGUUUUUCCACACCUCUGUCAUGCCCAGCAUCAUCUGGUCAUAUAUCUGGCAACACAAAUGAAUCUGAGCUUCUCCUUGAGAAAGAAAAAUCUAAAACUUGUAAUAACUGCAGUGAGCCCCAUCUUAGUGAGAUGCAAACAUUUGGGCAGACUGAAUUAUGUGAGGAAGUUGAGGAUAAUCAGGAGAAAGAUGGUUUUAAACUUUCAACAGCCUGCCAGAACCCAUAUCAAUUUAGGCAGUUUGAUAUAGUUAGUGAUAGCUCAGACCACCACUUUUUCAACACCAGCAAAGGUUUAGCACCGUCUCAGGUGAAAAGAUCCUGGAUGAAGAAAGUUCAGCAAGAAUGGAGCAUUCUAGAGGCAAAUCUUCCUGAGACAACCUAUGUUCGCAUCUACGAAGAGAGGAUGGACCUCUUGCGAGCGGCCAUAAUUGGUGCACCUGCAACUCCAUACCAUGAUGGCCUUUUCUUCUUUGAUAUAUUCCUUCCUCCAGAUUAUCCUCAAGAGCCACCUUUGGUGCAUUACCAUUCUGGCGGACUCCGUGUCAACCCUAAUUUGUAUGAGUCUGGGAAGGUCUGCCUCAGCCUUCUCAAUACUUGGACUGGGACAGGCACUGAAGUAUGGAAUCCAGAAAACUCCACCAUUCUUCAAGUUCUUCUCUCCCUUCUGGCUCUUGUACUCAAUGAGAAACCUUACUUCAAUGAGGCUGGGUACGAUGAGCAGAUGGGAAGAGCUGAAGGAGAGAAAAACUCAGUGAGCUACAAUGAGAAUGCAUUCCUUAAUACUUGCAAGUCAAUGCUUUACCUCCUGCGCGGGCCACCCAAGCAUUUUGAGGCGUUUGUGGAGGAGCAUUUCAUCCAUCAGGCCAGCCAUAUUUUAUUGGCUUGUAAGGCAUAUAUGGAAGGAGCUCCAGUAGGUUGUGCUUUUGGAUGCAAAGACAGUGGGGAAAAUUUCCAGCAAUCUUCGAAGGGUUUCAAAAUCAUGCUUGCUAAGUUAUUUCCAAAGCUUGUCGAGGCUUUUUCAGGCAAGGGAAUCGACUGCAGCCAAUUUUCUGAGCCAGAAAAUUGAAUAUCCAUCUGAUGCACAAAUCAUCUCAUGAAGACAGUCCUACACUGUGUACUAAUAUGUAAAAUAUAAAGAUAAGCUUGGUAAAAAAAGCCAAGCUUUUCUGAUUUAUAUCAUGAUAUUGGCUUGAAUAAGCUUGUCAAUAGUCACAAGCAGAUUGUGUUGUCGAAAGAAGAAGGGAUUGCAGAAUUGUGAAGACAUUCCUACAAUGUGAAUAUGUAAAAUAACAGCAUAAGCUUAUGUGUUUAUUUGCUGUUACUAAACAUGCAUUACUGAAAAACAGAUUCUUAGAAACUAUAGUUGGAUUGGUGUGGCUUCCAAUGUCUUGUUUGUAAAGAAGAAAAUCCAAGAAAGGCAGUGGAACUUGCCAUUUUAGGUGACUACAAAAGUUUUUAGUCUUGGAAUGUUUCUUAGCCUGUAAUGCUUUUUAUGAUGUAAGGAAUUAAAUGUGCAAUGUUACUAACCCUAAA